Messenger RNA from Brassica rapa (field mustard), 2335 nucleotides. RefSeq names its product heat stress transcription factor A-1b. Gene Ontology annotation, biological process: regulation of transcription by RNA polymerase II; cellular response to heat. Gene Ontology annotation, cellular component: nucleus. The record is from RefSeq and is a predicted model, not a curated record. Gene Ontology annotation, molecular function: RNA polymerase II cis-regulatory region sequence-specific DNA binding; DNA-binding transcription factor activity. Lineage: Eukaryota; Viridiplantae; Streptophyta; Magnoliopsida; Brassicales; Brassicaceae.
GCACAUGCUCUAAGCCGGCACUGGAUCAUAUUAUAUAUCAAUUUUUCACACUCAUAUUUUGGACAUUAUCAUCAGCUAAAGUACCUCAAACAAAUUCAUUUAUUGUCACAUGUUACUACGCGAAAUGUAUUCAUAGUUCUGUUUCCUGUACCGCCGCUUCACGUUCAAUUUUUCCGAUGAUUCAUCUCAGUUGUGUGUCAGUCCCAGAGAGAGGGAGUUUUCUCUGCGUCUUUUUCGUAUUAUAAUUAAUAUUAUCGAACGAUAGAUAGUUAAUCUUAUUAUUUUAACGGUGUAUAAAUACGCCACGUACUGUAAAUUCACCGAGUGAGUAAAAAGGAAAAAGCGACGCAGAAAAACGGAAAUGUAAGGAAGGUUGGAGUGAGUGAUCUAAAGACUCAAUCCGUAGUUCUUGCUUGCAUCGUAGUAGCUAUGGAACCGGUUCUUGAACCAGCACCGUACGUGAACUCAAACCCGUUGCCUAUACCGCCUCCUUUGAACUCGGUGCCGCCUUUUUUGAGCAAAACCUACGACAUGGUUGAUGAUCCUUCCACCAAUGAGGUCGUUUCUUGGAGCAGCGGAAACAACAGCUUCGUCGUCUGGGACGUUCCCGAGUUCUCGAAGGUGUUCUUGCCUAAGUACUUCAAGCACAAUAAUUUCUCCAGCUUCGUCAGACAGUUAAAUACUUAUGGAUUCAGAAAAGUUGAUCCAGAUCGAUGGGAAUUUGCAAACGAGGGAUUUUUAAGAGACCAAAAACAACUACUAAAGGGUAUUACAAGGAGGAAAUCAUCGCAUGUGCAGCAACAAACUCAAGUUCAGAACUCAUCUCUUGCUCCUUGUGUCGAGGUAGGGAAGUUUGGAAUAGCGGAAGAAGUGGAAAGACUCAAGAGGGAUAAGAACGUUCUUAUGCAUCAACAACAGGCCACCGAGAACCAGCUGAAGGACGCGGUGCAGAAAGUUCAGGCGAUGGAGCAGAGGCAACAGCAGAUGAUGUCGUUUUUAGCGAAGGCUGUUCAGAGUCCAGGCUUCUUGAACCAGUUAGUAGCACAACAGAGUAAUGAUGGUAACAGACAGAUUCAGGGAAGCAGUAACAAAAAGAGGAGGCUUCCUGGGGAGGAGGCUAAUGAUGUUGAUCGUCAGAUUGUUAAGUAUCAGCCAUCCAUAAAUGAAGCAGCACAAACUAUGCUUCGACAGUUCUUGAAUAUGAGUAGCUCACCUGAGUCUGAAUCGGUUCCAAACAAUCCUGGCAGUUUCAGUCCUAGCUCUCUGAACUCCUCGAAUACAGUUUCUGGAGUAACACUGCCCGAGGUUUCACCCGACUCAGCUCAUUCAGCAGCAAUGAACCAAGUACCUGAUGCAGGUUUGGCUCAUCAUCCUCAAGCUGGUCUGGUUCAUCCAAACUUAGGUCCAAGUCCAGCUGCAGCUACUUGGAGCCCUGAAUCUGAAUGCAAGACAGGUAAUGGAGAGUGUUUGGAUCCAAUAAUGGCUGCUUUAGGUGGGUCGUUGGAGAUGGAAGGCGAUGCAGUUUCUCCUGAAGGUGAGGGAGAGGUGAAAGAGUUACUGGUCCCUCAGCUGCCUGGAGUCCAAGACCCAUUCUGGGAACAGUUUUUUGCUGAUGAAGCCCCAGUGAGUGGAGAGACAGACGAGACUAUAUCAGGGUCAGUGGAGACAAUGGAGCAAGAACUGAGGGAGUGGACUAGGGAUCAACAACAAGUGAACCAUAUCACUGAACAAACGGGGUUUCUUUCUUCGGAAACACAUGGGGGUAAGAAUGAAAAACAUGUUCUCUGCAUUAUUGUUCUGCCAUUUGUCUUUCACAGGUGUAUAUUUUUCAGGGGAGGCUGUGAAGGGGAUAUGAACGGAGGAGGAGGAGAUAUAUCAUAGGGUUUGACUUUCACAUGCAUAAAACCUACGAAAAGAACAAACAAUGCAGCGCCAACGUACUUGUGAAUAGUCCUUUAGAGAUGACUGUGUGUGUUUUUUUUUGUUACAUGUUGCUUGUUUACAACGGCCUUCAUGUUCAAUUAUCAACCACUAUGAUAAUCUUUGGUCCCUGACUAACUCGAGCUAAAAACUAAUAGACAUUAACCAUACAUGUUCGUAUCUUUUGCUAUAAAGAUCAUUAAGAUGGAUUAAUAUAUAAAACAUUCACACGAUGAGAAGUCAAGGUUCAAUUCGAUUGCAUGGGAAGGAAAAGAAUCUGUACCAAUAAAUAUAUAUCUUCAAGGGAUAAUUUGUAUAGUUUCCUCGACUCUUCUUCGGUUGAUGCUUGGAGCUUGUAGUUUGGUGCUCAGACCAGGACAACGAUGAUGACAAUGAGUAUAACGAUCCCAAAUAU